AUGGAUUUAUUAGCGCAUUAUAGUGAUAGUUCUGAUGAGUUGUCGGAUCAAGAAGUAGUGGCUAAGCCGGUAGCUGAGGAAAGUUUCGACAAAAAUGGAAAGAGAAAGUUCAAGUUCUCAAAAGCUGAGUUGAAACGCAGACGUAAGCAGAGGAAAGGUGAUGGACCGUGGGGUUCAUGGGAUGUUGAAGUGGACCAGAAGACGGUACAGGAUAUAGAUGAUGGUGGGGCGCACGACCUUUUUGAUAGCGACCACGACCAAGAAACUGCUAACGGCCCUACAAAAUUGCUGAAUGAAAAGUCUACUUUCUAUGGUAGGAAGGAGCGUGACUAUCAAGGUAGGUCUUACCUUCACCCACCUGCGGAUGUAGAUGUGGAUUUCAAACGCACACAAUUUAAAUGCUAUUUGCCAAAGAAGGUGAUUUAUCGUUACAAAGGGCAUCAUAAUGGUACUACAUCGUUAAGGCUACUACCUGGUACUGGACAUCUCAUUUUAUCGGGAGGAAACGAUAAUACUGUUAAGUUGUGGGAUUUUUACCAUGAUCGGAAAUGUCUUCGGGAUUUUGUAGGCCAUUCCAAGCCUAUCAAGACUUUGGACUUCACUAGCGACUCCUCACAAUUCUUGAGUGGUUCAUAUGACCAACAGGUCAAAAUCUGGGAUACUGAGACUGGUAAAGUGACCAAACGAUUGAAUACAUACUCUACACCGAAUAGUGCCGAAUUCAGACCGACGAGUGGAAAUGAGUUUGUUGUCGGCUUAUCUAGCAGUAAGAUUAAGCAUUACGAUACCAGGGUAUCAGAAAAGGACGGAUUGGUGCAGGUUUAUGACCACCACUUAAGCAGCAUAUUGGCAAUAAAGUAUUUUCCUGAUGGUUCUAAGUUUAUUUCUUCCUCCGAAGAUAAGACGUUGCGUAUAUGGAACAACCAAGUUAAUAUUCCGAUUAAACAGAUCAGUGAUACCACCCAGCAUUCUAUGCCAUAUAUUGGCAUUCAUCCAGAACACAAUUACUUCUCAACGCAAAGUAUGGAUAGCGUAAUUUACUCUUAUAGCAUGAAGCCAAAGUAUAAAAUGCACCCAAAUAAGAAGUUCAAAGGUCACAAUUCCGCUGGAUACGGUAUUGGACUGACAUUCUCACCGGAUGGAAGAUUUUUGUGCUCAGGUGAUGCCAGAGGUCAAUUGUUUCUCUGGGAUUGGAAUACAAAUAGGAAACUUUGUGACCUAAAACUGCCUACUAAGUCACCUAUCACUCAGGUUAGUUGGCAUCCCAAGGAAACAAGUAAAGUAAUAUGCUCUGGGCCUGAUGGUCGUAUAUUUGUUCUUGAUUGA
This is a messenger RNA of Nakaseomyces glabratus, 1326 nucleotides long. It is a transcript of the gene CDC40, whose product is annotated as Cdc40p. Gene Ontology annotation, molecular function: mRNA binding; protein binding. Gene Ontology annotation, biological process: mRNA splicing, via spliceosome. Gene Ontology annotation, cellular component: catalytic step 2 spliceosome. NCBI's taxonomy places the organism in Eukaryota, Fungi, Ascomycota, Saccharomycetes, Saccharomycetales, Saccharomycetaceae. The record is from RefSeq and is a predicted model, not a curated record.